This is a messenger RNA of Ailuropoda melanoleuca (giant panda), 8270 nucleotides long. RefSeq names its product solute carrier family 7 member 1 (gene SLC7A1). The transcript is spliced from 14 exons. Gene Ontology annotation, biological process: L-ornithine transmembrane transport; L-arginine import across plasma membrane. NCBI's taxonomy places the organism in Eukaryota, Metazoa, Chordata, Mammalia, Carnivora, Ursidae. The coding region runs from base 1426 to 3315 and encodes 629 amino acids. The record is from RefSeq and is a predicted model, not a curated record. Gene Ontology annotation, molecular function: L-arginine transmembrane transporter activity; L-ornithine transmembrane transporter activity; L-lysine transmembrane transporter activity. Gene Ontology annotation, cellular component: plasma membrane.
CCCUUGGAAUUGUGUAUAGAUUGCAGGGGGUGGAUGUAGUGCCAAGGUGUUGGGGGGACAUUGAGCCUCUGAGGCCUCUGCUGACCCAGGUCCAGGAUCUGUGGAUGUGACCCUAGUUCCUGUACCAUUGUCCCCUUUAGACCCAAAGGGCUCUCUUUACCACUGACCUUUUACAGUUGAGGUCAUGGAGGGCAUUCUGCGGCCUUUUUGCCACAAUGGGGAAGGGAGACAUGGGGGGAGGAACCACAGUCUCUGGGGCUGUGCUGGGUCUGACUGCUUUGGUGACCUUGAAGCCAUAAACUCUUUGGGGACCAGGUACCUCCCUGGGUGGGGGGGGUCAGGUUCUUUUAGAUCUCAGAUCCAUACCCUUUGGGUUUAGCCGCUCCUCUGGAAAGCUGAGCUGAUGGCCCAGUGGUUGCCAGUGUGUGUCCGUGUGCGCCGGUGUAAGACUGAGAAAGCGUGUGUGUGUGUGUGUGUGUGUGUGUGUGUGUGUGUGUAUGUAUGUGUGUGUGUUUGGGGGGUUUAUCUACCCUCAUCAUAAACAUCCUGACACAUUUUGUCCAAAUUACCCUGAGGGCUUUGGGUUUAGAAACCAAAGCCGAACACUUAGGGCCAUCUCUGUUUUCCACCUUAUUUCAUCCUUUCCUGGAGGUGACAGCAGAGGGUCCCCUAGUGCCUUGGGGUACGGGUGGUGGGCACCUCACCUGGGGCAGCAGUGGGAAGGCAAGGGAGGAAACCCACGUUUACUACUCACUGUUACUUCAUCACAGUGUUGUAACUGUUGUCUUCCUAUCUUAAGGUCCCUUGGAAGUGUAUCUUCUUAUCUGUCUAUUGAGUGCUAUUAACCAGAGUCUAUUACAUCAAAUAGGAAGGAAGGGAGAGGCCCGGGGCUGGGUAUGAUUAAGAUUCACCAGCACUUACUGAGUACUCACUGUGUGCUUGGCACUUUAUGUUUUCAUGUAAUCCUUAUAGCUGCCCAGCUACUAUUUUGAGUGAUGGGAAACAGAAGCCCUGAGAAGUGACACAAGUUGCCCAUAGGAGCUAGAAGACCUCAUCUCAUCCCUCCUGAGACAUCCUUGCUCCAGGACCCAGGUGAUCCUCAGGUGACGAGGUGACGAGUUCUCACGUCCCAUUCCAGGACGUGGCGAGUAUCUCAUUUGCAGCUACCCUGGAAAGUAGAGACAAGCUAACUGGAGACACACGUGCCUUCCCUGGGCUGUCGGCUCUGGGCCUCCCGGCACCAUUUGGCUGCAUCGUUGUUCCAGCAUCUUCCAAAAGAAUGGAGCCUGCCCUUCCCCAGAUACAAGCAGUACAUCAGCAGUAACCAAGGCGCUAACAUCAUGUUGUAUGCCAACUGCACUUCAGUAAUAAAAACUGCAAAAGAAAAAAGAAAAGAAAAGUAACCAAGCAGAGGUGAACAGCACGAUGGGUUGCAAAGUUCUGCUCAACAUCGGGCAUCAGAUGCUGCGGAGGAAGGUCGUGGACUGUAGCCGGGAGGAGAGCCGGCUGUCCCGCUGCUUGAACACUUUUGACCUGGUGGCACUGGGGGUGGGCAGCACGCUGGGUGCCGGCGUGUAUGUCCUGGCCGGAGCUGUGGCCCGUGAGGACGCGGGCCCCGCCAUUGUCAUCUCCUUCCUGAUUGCCGCUCUGGCCUCGGUGCUGGCCGGCCUCUGCUACGGCGAGUUUGGCGCUCGGGUCCCCAAGACAGGCUCGGCCUACCUCUACAGCUACGUCACCGUCGGGGAGCUCUGGGCCUUCAUCACUGGUUGGAACUUAAUCCUCUCCUACAUCAUCGGUACUUCAAGUGUAGCGAGAGCCUGGAGCGCGACGUUUGACGAGCUGAUUGGCAAACACAUCGGGGAGUUCUCGCGGAAGUACAUGGCUCUGAACGCCCCUGGAGUGCUGGCCGAAAACCCAGACAUAUUUGCCGUGAUCAUCAUCCUCAUCUUGACAGGACUUUUAACUCUCGGUGUGAAAGAGUCGGCCAUGGUCAACAAAAUAUUCACUUGUGUCAAUGUUCUGGUCUUGGGCUUCAUAAUGGUGUCAGGAUUUGUGAAAGGAUCGAUUAAAAACUGGCAGCUCACAGAGGAGGAUUUCCAGAACACAUCCAGUCAUCGCUGCUUGAACAAUGACACAAAACAAGGGACACUUGGUGCUGGUGGAUUCAUGCCCUUUGGAUUCUCCGGUGUCCUGUCGGGGGCAGCGACCUGCUUCUAUGCCUUCGUGGGCUUUGACUGCAUCGCCACGACAGGUGAAGAAGUCAAGAACCCUCAGAAGGCGAUCCCCGUGGGGAUUGUUGCGUCCCUCCUGAUUUGCUUCAUUGCUUACUUUGGGGUGUCUGCCGCCCUCACGCUCAUGAUGCCAUACUUCUGCCUGGACAAGGACAGCCCCUUGCCCGACGCCUUCAAGCAUGUGGGCUGGGAAGGUGCCAAGUACGCGGUGGCAGUCGGCUCCCUCUGUGCACUUUCUACCAGUCUUUUAGGUUCCAUGUUUCCCAUGCCUCGAGUUAUCUAUGCCAUGGCUGAAGAUGGACUGCUAUUUAAAUUUUUGGCCAAAAUCAAUGAUAGGACCAAAACACCAAUAAUCGCCACGUUGACCUCGGGCGCCAUUGCUGCUGUGAUGGCCUUUCUCUUUGACCUGAAGGACUUGGUGGACCUCAUGUCAAUUGGCACUCUCCUGGCUUACUCUUUGGUGGCUGCCUGUGUGUUGGUCUUACGGUAUCAGCCAGAGCAACCUAACAUGGUAUACCAGAUGGCCAGAACUACCGAAGAGCUUGAUCAAGUGGACCAGAAUGAAUUGGUGAGCACCAGUGAUUCCCAGACAGGCUUUUUACCAGAAGCAGAACGGUUUUCUUUGAAAACCGUACUCUCACCCAAAAAUAUGGAGCCUUCCACAUUCUCCGGGCUAAUUGUGAAGAUUUCAACCAGCCUCAUCGCAAUUCUUAUCAUCACCUUCUGCAUUGUGGCUGUGCUUGCAAAGGACAUUCUGACAAAAGGGAAGUUGUGGGCAAUCUUUAUGCUCACUGGAUCUGCCCUUCUCUGCUCCCUGGUCACAAUCAUCAUCUGGAGGCAGCCGGAGAGCAAGACCAAGCUUUCAUUUAAGGUGCCCUUCGUGCCGCUACUUCCCGUCCUGAGCAUCUUCGUGAAUGUCUAUCUCAUGAUGCAGCUGGACCAAGGCACGUGGGUCCGCUUUGCAGUGUGGAUGCUGAUAGGCCUCAGCAUCUACUUUGGCUAUGGUUUGUGGCACAGCGAGGAGGCGUCCCUGGCCGCCGACCCAGCAAGGACUCCUGAUGGCAAUUUGGACCAUUGCAAGUGACACGCAGCCCCGCCCCCAGAGGCGGCAGCAGCCCCGAGGGAUGCCCGCACAGGUCCUGGGAGCACCUCGCUGUCUCCACCGGUGCGACAGGACCCACCCACGUCUACAAACCCCAGCGCAGCAGAUGCGGCAACUCGAAAUGCAGCCUCAGCCCACAUCCCACGCGUGCCGCCUAGACUCGCUCUGCGGCAGGUGCACGAGGGCCCGUCGCCUCGGACAGCUCCCUGGCGGGGGCUGCUUGGCUGCAGCUAGCCACUGUGGCUCCUGACAUCCCUCUGAACACAGAAAGCAGCCCCUGUCUCGCCAGCUCCAUGCCCAUGCUGCUGUGUCCUCAGGCAGAAUGGAGGUCACCGUUUCUUAUUACCUUGGGAAUCCGGGCCUCCCUCCCCAGGGACCGUUCUGGUAUUGACAGUGUGCACACUCCAGACCCUCAGUAGCCGUCUCCCCACUCAGCCCUAAAGGCCAGCCGUAGAUACAAGACAAGUCCUCCAAAACACAUGUCCCCAGCAGUUCCGCCCCCGGAGCCAAAAGACAGCAGUUUACUUUAAAAAGGAAGAGCAAGACUCCGUCGCUUCUCCCACUCCUGUUCUCUAGGUUGCUUCCACAAGAGGUCGUGAGGACUGUGAGCUCUCCCCUAGUUCCCCUUCCAGGCAGGGCUUCCGCUCUGGCACCGGACAGAACCCAGCACGCUCCAGCGGCAGGACCAAGGGCAGGCGUUGCCGUCACGGACAAGAAGGGAGCGCCACUGUGGGAACGAGGCAGGAGGGCCAAGGGAGGGCUGCCUCCACUCCUCACAGCUGAGUGCGGGGACCUCCCUCAGCCGCACUCUCUCACUCCAGGCCCGGGCUGGUUCUGGCUGCUUCUGGUAUCUCUCACCAAUGGCUAUGUGUCCUGAGUAACGGGAGCAUGGCCCUGCGUUCACGUGGGGCUGGCUUAGUGAGCAGAGCUUAGAGCACUGUGUUCUGUGGGUCUUUGUCAAUCACAGUCCUGCCCUCUGAUGCUGGCGGGUCAGUGCCUUGAGUCUUGUAAGGUUCUCAAGGCAGGUGUCCGCUCAUCCUGAGGGGACGCUGGCUGGUCCCCCCAGCUGCUUCUGGCCCCUGACAUGAUCUGUUUGGCCCCUCUCUUAUAUAUUACCAAACUGAGUCCUCCCGGUAGCAUCUAUGAAUCACUCCAAAUUAAGUUGGCUCUUAGUGUUAACUUGGAAAGUGGCCAAAUAUUUCCUUGGUGUGUUGUUCAGAGCACGGGGUCCACACAUGAGAAUUUGGGGUCAUAUUGCUGUCCCUGUCUGUAUGUGCUGUCCAAACGCUGUGGCUUUGUAUCUGGGUUCAUAACCUGGCCCCGGACCUCCUGCUUCUGUAACUCAAAGAGCCGGCUUGGGUCCUCGUACGCAGCGUGCUCCCUCCCAGGCCCUGCACCACCCACGCUCACACCCGCUUUGCGGAGAGGAGCCCGAGGAAACAAUGCUGAUGCGCUCUUCCUUCCCGUGAGAAUGUGACUCGGGAGACGGAAGGGCCCCACAGGGAUGGGAGGGGAGGGAAGAAGGCGUGUAGACACCCCAGCAAAUGUAAAUGCUGCUUUUGAAGCUCAGACUCCCAUUUCUUCCCCUCUGGCCUUUGACACAAAUCCGGUAGAAAGAAGCCUGGUAAAUCCACGGCGCUUGUCUGAUCUCCCUUGGUAGGUUCGGAGAGAAUUGCAAAAAUUCAUGGAACAGCCAAACGGCAGGGUUCGUCCUUGGAGGGCUUCCGCACAGGUGGCCAGGGCUUGGCCUUUGCCCCAGGUCCUGAUCACUUGCCUGGAAGCUUUUUUCUAAAUAUCAUUUGUAAAUGUUACAGAGGGAGGAGCAUAAGAGCCCAAAGCGUGUGUUUCCAAAGAAAGCUAUUUAAACUUAUGUAGAUUGGUGCUGUACAAUAUUUUGAUAAAUAUUAACUUAUUUUGUUGGGGUUUUGGUUGUCUGCUGUCUUCUUAGGGUUUGGUAGCUAUAUGUUUGCUUGAUUUGUCUGCUAUUUUCCCACAUAGGCAAAGAGAACUUGAGGGAAAGAGAAUGUCCGAGAAAAGUGCAGGGGAGAGAGAAUUUUUUUUUUUUACUUUAAUUUCUCUUUCUGACUGAAAUUUCUGUGCAAGACAGCACGCAACAGACUGUGUAUACAGUUGACAUUUCAGCUGGCAACAUGUAUCCUACCAACUGACAGGGUGUGUGUCCCCGAUACCAUCCCACGAAAUGAGAAGCACCUGGCACGCGAGGGUCCUCCUUCCUCACCCCAAAGCAGGAAGUGCCUCCAGAAGGCUCACCAGCCCAGGAGUGGGAAGCCCCUGCUCCCUCCCCUGUCAGGGGCAGAAGCUUCCCACUUAGAAAAGGACACCUGAAGGUGCCACAGAGAAAGCUCACUGUGCUUCAUCGAGAGUAACUGGUGCGGUUGCCUGGGGUUUUCUUUUCUGUGCACAAGGACGGUGGGGUAAGGAAUGGUGUUUGGGGUAAGUUCCCCAGUGUUGAUAGGCCUUUUCUUAUCCCAUCCUUCAUUCCUUCCCCAGAAAUAAACACCCGCGCACACACACACCUACAUCCACACACACAGGCAAGAAAUAACCACCGGAAGUGCCCAACAAUUGGCCUCCCUACCCCCCAAGCAAGAAUAUGAUUCUCAGUUUCAUGGCUUGGCCAGUAUUUUCCUACAUCAUCAGAAAUUCCACGCUUCUAGAGACAUGCCCUUUGGAAAUGUUGUGUCUGCUUCCAUCCGUGGCCCAGCCCCAAAUACCCACAUUGGAAAGACCCAUUUGUGUCAGGUAAGCACCCCUUCCUGCCUCCGGUAGUGCUCCGCCCUGUGUGUUUUUGUGGCUCUGUGAAGACUCACAAAGAAGCCAACAGCAGAGCCCCAGGACCUCUGCUGAAGGUAAGGGGUGUGAGGGGUCUCCAGGGAAGCAGGCCCCGUGGGCCAGUGAGGGGGACCUUGGGCAGGAGAUAGGGCCUCGGCACACCCCCCAUCCCACCCCACCGGCUCACACCCCUUCCACCCAACUUGGGGCCUGAUUUGUUUUUCCAAACCAAUAGGAGUGGACAGGGCCAUCUUUCCUAGGGUGUUUUGGAAAGACUGUAAAUCGAUACUGUUGUUAGAACCCCCUCCCCAGACCCCCCACUUGUGGUUUUGUUCCACUGAGUCAUCUCUAUCGAGAUUGACCUCCUGGUCCCGCGUGCGGUGAGGAUGCUGUGGUUGGGAUAUCACAGGCCUCCUGCCUUCCAUGUGCGCACUCUGGGGGCUCCUCCCGCCCAGCUCCUGAGGCCCUGGCGCACCCCCUCCUGCACCUUUGGCGCAGCCUGUGUGCACACCUGGAUGAGGCCCCCCGGCCCUUGUUUGUUGGGCUUGGUGCGUGGCGGCGGGUGCGAACUGGGUUAUGCGCUCUCCUCCCGCCACUGAGCAGGUGUUAGGAGCUUGGGGAGUUCCUGGUCCUCGCACGAUGGCCUCUAGCCUCACACCAGACCCAGGGCUGAGAGUACAGGGUCAGAGGCUGGGUGAUUGUGGGCCUGCUUUGGAAGGGCCCCAGCCAGAGUGUAGGUGGGCUCACAGGCAUUUUGGGGCGUUGCCAGGGGAGGAUGGCAGAUUGCUGGCUCGGUGCCAGGACCGUCUUCUGCCCUGCAUGUCUCGCUUUUCCACAUCUCAUAAAAGCUGGUUUCUGUCGGCACCCAAGGGCCAUCACCACAAAGACGGGAGUGAGGCAUCUUCGUGCCGGGCCCCAUCACCCACGUGUUCUAGCAUGGAUGGAGAGGUGUGUCUGCGGGCAUGUCCACACUCUGCCGGCCAUAGGUGUGUGACACUUGUGUGCCUGUGUGUGGAACUGUUACAGAGUCCCAGUGGUUGGAACUAAAUAUAUGUUGUGUAUGGUUUUGUAUAAUUUAAGAUACAUGUGUGACAUCAUAAUGAAAGUAUUGUAUGUAAGGCUCCUCAGGGAGAGUGAGAUAGACCUUUUGUCAGACUCUUACGGACUUUUUUUCGUAAUGAAAUGCUUUAUUGAUCCAGUGAUGCAAGAAGUUACACUCUGUAUUUCGUCAUCAUAGUUAUGCUGCUUAAGGGGUUUUUAAGGCAAAAAAAAAAAAAGUCAACUGACUUUGAUAUUCGUCACUAUAAACCAGAGUCUCUUUUGUGUCCGUUGCUUCAUCGAGUGGCAGUGCUCUUUCGAGAGGGACGUGGACCGGCCAAGGGUCUCAGGGCACAUUUAUCAAGGAACCCCCCCAGGAGGACCCUGUAAAUGUGUUGAACUGCUGGCUGAAAAACCUGCAUGAGAUAAAGACCUUGGCUGUGAAGUGCAACAAAUUGAUCUCAGGGUAUGAGCAGGGUCAGGAAGCAGGGCUAGAAAGAUGUGCUCUGACUUUGUUAAUUAACAAGGUAUAUGAUUUUGUGUUUCUCGGGGACAAACUUUUUUAAGUUUGGGACUUAUUUUCGAUUUGAGAAGUUGUAAUAUUUAUUUAAAGUAAGUUUCCCGCUUAAGUUGUGCCUUUCAGCAUCAGUGGGUCUAAAGCAUAGAGGGUGAUGACCCUUGUGAGGGCUGGUUUAUUAUCAAACCUGAGUAGCUGUGGUUUCUCCAGUAAACUUUUCCUUCUACUGAACAUGGAGCCAUUAUUAAAAGAAUUGUGUUUCUUAUUAUGUAAAUUGUAUAUUUUUUGCUUGUUUGAUGUUCUAUUUUUCUAAUAGUUUUCUUAUAGUUUCUUAUAAUUAUGAUACUAGAUUUAGAUUCUGAUGCCCACUGCAAACGAGGCUGUCCCUGCUGACCCCUCCUGUUUUUAUGUUAAGGACAAGCAUAGAUGUCCAUCGCCUUUAAAAAAUGUGAAACUCUGCUCUGUAUCCCAUUUUUGCUGACAACACUGUAUGUUGAAAACUUCCUACUAUAUGUUGUAAAAUCAAAUUAUUUUGUGGUACAUUAUCUCAUGCUUCCGCAAACUCUAAUAAAUUCCGUCUAUGGCUUCA